This is a messenger RNA of Radiomyces spectabilis, 1047 nucleotides long. RefSeq lists its product as uncharacterized. The record is from RefSeq and is a predicted model, not a curated record. Bases 143 to 1003 code for a protein of 286 amino acids. The transcript has 6 exons. Lineage: Eukaryota; Fungi; Mucoromycota; Mucoromycetes; Mucorales; Radiomycetaceae.
ACAGCAUUCUUUUUUUCUUGUAACACAUGAGACCAAGUGCCACGGCUAUUUAAAUCUGGCUUUUUCAUCGCGUUUUUAAAGUACACAAACAUCCAUUCUUUUGUCUUUCCUGUUCGUUUCGAUUUAACUUCCACUAUCACCAAUGAAAAUUUCAGUGGGAGCUUUGGCAACUUUGUUGCUUGGAUCUUUGGCCACGUUUGCCACCGCAGAUGAAUACGCAGAUGCUACCAAAAAGUGGUGCCAAGGGUUGGCGGUCACAACACCUACAUCUAGUACCGUCAUUGUUGCAGGCAAGAAUGCCAAGAUCACUGUCACCAGAGUACCUGAUGCGCAUCCCAAAUCUGUCACGGGUCUUGAUCUUUAUGCGGUCGACAAAAAAGGCAAUGCCAGAUACGUGCAGAACGUGUGGGCCGGUAAUUAUACAUUGAACACCAAAGCUUCGAUCACCGACCAGAUUCCUAAAAAUGUCAAGGCUGGUUUGUACUACUAUCGCGUUUGGAUCAGCAAUCAGAUCAAUGGCAUGCAUGGUCCCGACUGCAUCAAAACAUCGCACACAUUCAAAGUAACCUCAGCCGCUCGUCAACAUGUCGACGGCACUAUCUCGUACGCUGAAUCGCUGGAUGACGAAGAUAUUUACAAUCCCGAACAUUUCAAAGGAUGCUUUGACCUGACCAUUGACAAUCCUCCGGCCGGGGCUUCAUACAAACAAGGCGAUCAUAUCCGUGUGACGGGCCAUCGCGAAACGCCUUCCGAGACGGAAGCAUUGAUGAAAGUGAAUAUGUACAAGGUGGUUGGAAACAAUGCUCCCGAGUUCGUUUAUACUGCUUGGGAAGGCAAUGAGCACUUUAUCGAUUCCAUCAGUCUGAAGGACCACUUGAUGUUGUCCGAGGGCCAGCAUUCCCCCGAUGCAUCAUACUUUUACACAUUCGAGGUCAGUUCGGAUAAGGCUGAGAACGGUGAUACAUGCUCUUUCCAAUCCAAUCAGUUCAAGAUUUCUCAGUAAACAAGCAGUAAAAUAACUACAAUUAAGAUCUUGUCUGUUAUUUU